Molecule: messenger RNA, 4053 nt
Organism: Mya arenaria
Lineage: Eukaryota; Metazoa; Mollusca; Bivalvia; Myida; Myidae
Product: conserved oligomeric Golgi complex subunit 3-like
Exons: 22
Coding region: 1-2577 (858 amino acids)
Biological process (GO): intracellular protein transport; Golgi organization; intra-Golgi vesicle-mediated transport
Cellular component (GO): cis-Golgi network; COG complex; membrane
Source: RefSeq, a predicted model, not a curated record
AUGGCCGACACGUUGCUUCCGGGUAUUGACCAACGUAAACUAAGAGAACGUCUGUCCCAUUGGGAUUCUUCAAGCGACCCUAAAGCACCAUUGACAACAUCGCAGAAAGAUGCUCUUAUCGAACUUGCGAAAUUUUCAAACGAAAGACCAAUGCCAGCUGAGCUCCCUGCUGACGAAGGAUCACAAUCAAUGCUCCAAACCCGCACAUCAGGGAAUGAAACAGAGGAUAAGGCCCAAAGCAUCGUGCACAAGUACAUGCAGGCUACAGAUCUUGAUGGGUCAGGCAGGAUUGAUAAUUCACAACAGUUUUUCUCCUGGUUUGCUGAGGUUGAGAAUGAAAUUGAGGAGGAAGAAGAGCUGCCUUUCAGAUACCACAUGGAAGAACUAGCGGGCCACCGGAGCCAGUGUGACCGCGUGUUGGAUGAAGUCUCUGCAGGGCUGCAACACCUCAUGGAGCUACAGAGUCAGUACAUCAACGUAUCAACGAAAACCAACGCCCUUCAUGAGGCCUGUGAGCACCUCCUGGAUGAACAGACUCAGCUGAUGAACACAGCGGAGAGUAUCAGCAAUAAGUUGUCCUACUUCAAUGAGCUGGAGAGCAUAUCUAGUAAACUUGGAUCGCCAACACUGACCGUGACCAAUGAAUCGUUCGUCCCAAUGUUGUCAAGAAUGGAUGAGUGCAUACUCUAUAUUAAAAACAAUCCUCGCUACAAAGAGUCGGACAUGUACCUUGCCCGGUUUAAGCAGUGCUUGUCCAGGGCCCUGAACCUUAUGAAGACACAUGUGACCAACAUUCUUCAGGCUUCAACACAGCAUGUUAAGCAUACCAAGCAGUCCCAGCAGUCAGCCAAUGAGAAUGCCUUCACCUUAUUUUAUGGGAAGUUCCGAGCGAAUGCUCCGAGGGUGAAAUCGCUGAUGGAACAGCUUGAAAUCAGGAUUGAGAAGGCACCGGAGUAUGAGCAGAUUCUGUCAGACUGUCAUCAGUGUUACUUCUCUCAGAGGGAACAGCUUCUGGCCCCCAGUAUCACAUCCACUAUCAACGACCUGGCCUCCAAACAUGUCAGAGACCAUUGCUCGCUGAUGCGAAGUGGUUGUGCAUUCAUGGUACAUGUGUGUGAAGAUGAAUAUCAACUUUACUUUAACUUCUUCUCAAAACCAACAUCCCAGCUUGAUGAGAUGCUGGAGCGGCUGUGUGGAUGUCUGUAUGAUGUGUUCCGACCCCUGAUCAUCCAUAUCAACCACCUGGAGACUCUUGCCGAACUCUGCAGCAUCAUCAACAUUGAAAUGAUAGAAGAACAUGUCCAGAACAAUCCCCAAGAGUUGCGUGCAUUUGAGAAUGUGACACGGCAACUCUUGAUGGACGUUCAGGAACGACUUGUGUACCGCACAUACAUAUAUAUAAGGUCUGAUAUCCUACAGUACUCUGCAGCACAGGGCGACCUGGCAUACCCAGAGAAAUUGGAGAUGAUGGAGAGUAUAGCGGAGAGCAUCAAGAAAGGCCAACUGAAAGGUCACUCUCGGACGCCCUCUAAUGCCUCAAGCACAAGUGCAGAGGUUGCACGCCUCACCGGGGCAACAGGGGGAGAAAAUGAGGGGGAGACAACCUCGCUGGAGAACGUGCCGCUACAGGAGGACCCCGCAUCAGGCUGGCAGGAUGUCUCUGCAGGGCCUAGCACAAACCUGACCACCUCAAUGCCGAUGUCGCCUGCUGACCUACAUGGAAUGUGGUACCCUACAGUACGGAGAACCCUCGUUACCCUGUCCAAAUUGUACAGGUGUAUUGAUAAAACGACAUUCCAAGGCCUAUCCCAGGAGGCACUACAGAUGUGUAUACAGUCCCUACUGAAUGCCAAGGAGGGAAUCACUAAGAGAAAGACGGCCCUUGAUGGCCAGCUUUUCAUGAUAAAACACCUCCUGAUUCUUAGAGAGCAAAUAGCUCCGUUCCAGGCCGACUUUUCCAUUCGUGAAACUACACUAGACUUCAGUAAGCUUAAAGAGCUGAAACUCAACAAUUUAGUGGAUGCUGCUUACGGCCUCAUGAACCGGAAGUCCCAGAUAUUUUCUCUAAGUUCCAGCAACUCCCUUCUGCAAUUUAUAGCUGAGGGUACUCCCCAGGUUCAGGAGCACUUUGUGGAUUCAAAGCGGGAUGUAGAUGGACAAUUGAAGCGAACAUGUGAAGAGUUCAUUCACCAUGUUUCUGACAUGAUGACCGAACCACUCAAGACUUUCCUAUCAAGGGCGUCAAUCAUCAUCAAUAUGGGCGAGGAUGAGAAUAUCAAACAUGUUAGCCUGAGGACCCAGCCCUUCGCUGCGCCCGAGAAACUUCAUGACAUCGUUGCCGAGACAUACAAACUUGUGAAAAAAUCCAUCCCGAAUGUUCAUAGGAGCAUGGCCCUCUACCUUGCGAAUAGAGAGACAGAAAUUAUCCUCUUCAAACCUAUAAAGGUGAAUGUGCAGCAGCGUUUCCAGCGCCUUGGUGAGAUUCUCUCACAGCACUUCACCGAGGAGGAUCAGCAAAUAGUAGCCUGCCCAAGACAGGAACAGAUCAAUCUACUUUUGAUGUCUGCCAGGCCAUAAAUAACUCCCAACUGCUUUAGACCAGAUAAGAUGGGUUAUCAUCCGGACAGAUGUUUGAAUCUUCAUGUUAUAAUGAUUAAUUGGUUUAUCUGAGGUUUACUUACUUAUUUGUCACAGUUUCAUUUCUAUGAUUUUUUUUGUGGUUUUAUGGUAAAAUCAUGUUUAAGGUGUGUUUAACUGCUUUUUAUACUUGUGGUUAAAAAAAUAUCCAAAGCCAUUUUUUUUCUCUGACGCAUACUGAAAUCAAUCAAACGAUUGCAUCAAUUUAAAAUUUGAAGCCUUAUUUUAAAUCAUUGAAACUUAAAAUUGCCCUGUAUCCAAAUUUCUGUAUGACAAUAAGCUCAUUAAACACUUUUCUUAAAAUAGUAUUUACAAUUGUAAUUGUUUGUUUAACAAUUAUGUAAAUUUGAAUUGUAAGGAUAUUUAGCCUGCUAAGAUAAACAAAUUGAAUUUAACAUUUUACAAAAAAAAUUGUAUGUACAAAAUGAGGACAUUUUCAGGGGUUCUUAAGUUGAGCAUUAAUCCUGAAAAUCAAGAUUGAAAGCUUUUAACUUCAGACCAGUGUCUGGGACCUAUAACGACACUCCCAGCUAAUUGUUCAGUUGUAAGGAUUGUUUCUUUGCUCGGUCAUCUGCAUCAAAAACAGAAGAAAGAACAUUGAAAUGAAUAUAAAUUACAUUGAAAACAAUUUUAAAAGGGGGACUCUAAGCCCCAAGCCCUUGAAUCCUGCUUUGGGCAUGAUAAUGAUCUCUCCUAUUCUAUCUGAUUCUCAGCUAUUUUUUCAGGAUUGACAAUUAUCAGCUGUUAGAAUCUCAGCAUCUACUGAGGCAAUACUGAGGGAUAUUAUAAUUGUUUAGUCUGUUAUGUAUAAAAUGUAUAAAUUAUGUGGUCAUUAAAUUGAGAAAUUCAGAAAAGUAUUAUAAGCAAACAUAUCAACAUUGGAAAAAUUGUCAGAAUUGUUGAGGAGGUAUAUUGCUGUUAGCAACAAAGAUGGCAUUUUUCUAUAUUACAUUUAAAGAUUAUAAAAGUGGUUAGAGGUGAGCAAAAUGAUAAGAAUUUUAAACUGAUCUGCUGUUCAUUUUUUUUCAAAAAAAUAAGACCAGGUACUGCCAUAAUAAAGGCAUUCCAUAAAAAGAAAAUGAAUGGUGUCUUUUUUGCUGCUGAUACCAUUUUUGUUGAAACACGCCUUGCAAUGGAUCCAAACUAGUCCAAAUAAAAUGGCUUGAUUUAUUUUAAGAUCGUUAGAUCUAUAUUUGGCUCUAAAUGUUGAUUUAGAAUCAAUGUAUUUAGUUAAGGUUCUUGUUGAGUUGCUUUUGUUAUUUAUUGUGUUAAAACAUUUUAGACAGGAACUUCAAUGUGCUAAGAGGGUUCUGUUAUAUUUUAUUCAUCUACAUAAAAUGUUAAAUACGACCACAGUUUAACUUAAAUUGCUCUUUUUAUGACCAUUAUGGGAAAGAAAUAAAACAUGGAAAUAUG